Gadus morhua (Atlantic cod) is the source of this 1335-nucleotide messenger RNA. RefSeq names its product solute carrier family 22 member 13. Lineage: Eukaryota; Metazoa; Chordata; Actinopteri; Gadiformes; Gadidae. The transcript is spliced from 5 exons. The record is from RefSeq and is a predicted model, not a curated record. Bases 1 to 645 code for a protein of 214 amino acids.
AUGGUGGCAAUCAGAUUCAGUUUUACUGGAGAGAACUUCCCACACCACUGCAAAACUGACAUCAGCCCAAACUUGACAUAUAAAAAGCAGCUCAACCUUACCAUUCCCACUAGAGAAGAUCAGGAGUAUGACAGCUGCACGAUGGUCUCACCUGUGGAUUUGGAUUUAGAUUUAGAAAUGAUUGAAGCAUACGGGAUUAAUAGUACCACAAAUUGCAUUGAAGGGUGGGUUUACCAGUUAUAUGAAAGUGCUGUGAGGUAUAACCAAGGGUUGGGUACCAAAUUUAAUUUAGUGUGUGACGACAGCGGUUUAAAUGAGACAACCCAGUCCAUUUACAUGGGAGGACUUCUGCUUGGAGGGCUGGUAUUUGGAGCAACGGCUGUAAGGUUUGGCCGCCGGUAUGUUGCCUCUGCUUUCUCACCAAACAUCUAUGUUUACAUUGCACUUCGAUUUGUCCUUGGUGCCGCAGUUUCUGGUGUUUGGAUUAAUUCUUAUGUCAUAGGCGUUGCCUAUUUUGCCGGUGAUUGGAGGAUUCUACACCUGGUGUUUUCAAGCCCUUUGAUCCUGUUACUUCUAGCCGGAUACUGGUAUGUGAACCCUUCUUCUGACUAUCUUAAGUAUAUCACAGUUAAUCAUGUUUAUUAGGUCAAAUUGACGUUUUGCGCAACAUCAAGUGAUAAAUCAAUUCCUUUUGACUUGAAUCAUUUACCACAUCAAAAUGCAGUGUCAUAAAAGUAAAGGAUCUUUAUGAGACCUUUCAACCUUUAGCUUUUUAGAUUAAUUUAUUUAUAAAAAAUGCACCAUGAGAUUUCUAAAGCUUAUAAAUCUGCAAUUUUCUGCGACCCCAGGUGGGGUUGCAGAAAAUGUAUGUGUGCUGGCUAUUGUUGAGCAAUUUCUUUGGUUGUAAAAAAAAAAAGCUCAUUGUGGAUUACUGUUGAUUGUGUAGUGGCCUUGAAAAAGUGUUUACUUGUAAUUAAAAAUAAAUGUCUAACUCAGUAUAGUUUAUGAGUGUUUAUAAAAUUUCCAUCUAUGUUUUCUCUUGCUGCCUGUUGUUCCUGUCAGGCAGAGUGGGCUUGGUAUAAAUUCCAUUAUUAUUCCGAUAUAUAUUAUCGGGGCCAUCCUAGCUCCUCUCAUCAGACUACUACAGGUCUACCACCCUGCCAUCCCUAUGGUGUUGUAUGGCACCAUUCCCUUAAUAGGCGGGAUGCUCUGCUUUCUGCUGCCCGAGACCCUCAAUAUGGAACUCCAGGACCACACAGAACAGAGGUCAGUACAUACAGUGGUUUUACAACUAUGUACAUGGAGUGAGCAUGCGGUUCUGGGUUUCAACCCCAA